AUGAAGAGAUGCAAAGACGAGGAUUUUGGUCCCGCGCUGGGACCCGGACCUGACUGUCACAAUUUUGAUUUUACUCUGUUAUUUGAAGAUUGCAUUUUCAGCCUGAUUCCGUCUGUCAUCGCCAUUAUCGUCUGCGCAUAUCGCGCGUCUACCAUAUUUAAAAGGUCAAAAGUCAUCAGUUGGUCAUUGGCACGCGCAUUGAAAUUGACCAGUUUCCUGCUUCUCGUCAUAUUUCAACUUGCACUCGCCGCCAUUUGGAGUCAUGGUUCGCAUACUCGCCUUACACUGCCCGAACGGGUUUGCGCACUGGUCGCGACCCUGAGUUUAGCGGUUCUCUCAGACCUGGAACAUAAUCUGAUCAUUCGACCUUCCAUGAUCAACCAAUUCUAUUUCUUCUCUACGGCUUUGCUCGAUCUAGCCCGUGUACGGACUCAGUGGUUGAUUGAUGAUAACACCAUAACGGCCUCGUUAAUGACAGUCGUGUUGCUUCUGAAGCUUGUCAUUCUGGCGCUGGAAUCCAUACCAAAGCACCGACAUGCCAGUGAAAAGUCGACCGCAACACCGCUCGAGAGAUCGGGCAUGUUUGGUCGUGCACUAUUGUCUUGGCUAAAUCCUCUCCUGCUUACCGGCUACAGGAAGAAUCUAGCUCUCGAUGAUUUGUUUCCCCUCGACCAGGAUUUGAGCGGUGCUGAUCUAACACAAGCCUUUCAGAAUACAUGGAAUGGGGCAAAGAAAUCGCGGAAACAUUGCUUGUCUCUUGCCGUCAUCUCCAACUUUGGCAUGGAGAUGCUGAUUUCUUGGAUUCCUCGCUCGUUUCACAUAGCAUUCACCAUGGCCAAGCCCUUUCUAGUUCAAACUACUCUAAACUAUAUUAUGAAUCAUCAAAAUCUACCUCCGAGCUACGGAUAUGGGUUGAUUGGAGCUUGGGGUAUUGUUUAUACCGGCAUAGCGAUCUCAGAUCAAAUAUUCAACUUUCUCGUUUAUCGACUCAUGGUAAAAGUGCGUGGCGCUUUGGUGGGAAUCAUCUAUCGAGAUAUGCUCAACGUGCGAGCUCAGAGCAACAACUCGUCCAUGGCGCUGACGCUGAUGAGCACGGAUGUGGAUCGAAUCUGCCAGACUGGCCGUUGGCUGGUCGACCUCGUGCCGAAUGUGGUACAGGUGGGAAUUGGGCUUUAUAUUCUUGGGAUACAACUCGGCGCCGUCUGCGUGGCCCCGUUGGUCGUUGCUCUGCUGUCCGCAUUGGGCGCUGGGGCUAUUGCCAAGUCGGUGCCCGUCCGCCAGAAGGCGUGGAUUGCCGCGAUCCAAAAGCGUGUCGGCAUUACUUCCGACAUUCUCGGUACCAUGAAGGGGGUUAAAAUGCUGGGCUUGAGCAGAGCGCUCGCAAAGCAAAUACAAAGCUUGAGAGAGUUCGAGUUAGCAGAGUCCAAGAAGUUCCGCCAGCUACAGAUUUUCCUCAUUGCCAUGAAUAUGCUGCCCAUAUUCUCAAUUUCUGCCGUGACCUUUACCGUCUACGCGAUUGUCGCGAAAAUCUCCGGGAGCACACUCGGAAUUACCCAAGCAUUCACCUCUUUGAGUCUACUCAGUAUUCUUAUGAUGCCAGUGGCACUGCUGGUCACAUCUCUCGGUCAAAUUGCUCAAUCGCUGGCUUGUUUGGAUCGAAUCCAAGCCUUCCUUCUCCUUGAGAAGAGAUCAGAAUAUCGGACUGGGAAACGUACAGUCACCAGAGACGGUAGCGCGCCACCAGACUCCCAGAAGCCAGAUGCAGCUAUUAUUAGUUUGAAAAACGCCACAUUCGGAUGGGCCGAGGACAAGGACAAUGCCACGAUUCACAAUAUCAAUACCGAAAUCCUGUCUUCAUCACUAACUUUGGUGGUGGGACCGGUCGCUUCAGGAAAAUCGACUUUGUUGAAGAGCAUCCUCGGAGAGACAUAUCUUCUCGGCGGCACCAUUGAUGUUGCGGGUCAGGAUAAUAUCGCCUACUGUGACCAAGACGCGUGGAUCCUAAAUCUUCCCAUUCGACAAAACAUAGUAGGAUUUUCUGAUUACAGGGAAGAAUUCUACAAGAAAGUCCUGACUGCAUGUCAACUUGACGAAGAUCUGAGUCACUUGCCCGAAGGCGAUCUCUCCUUGGUCGGAACUCAAGGGAUCUCACUGAGCGGCGGACAAAAGCAAAGAAUUGCCCUAGCAAGAGCUGUUUACAGUGGCAAGAAACUGGUCAUUCUCGAUGACACCAUGAAAGGCCUUGACGCUGAUACCUCGAGCAAGUGUUUUUCUGCCUUACUGGGGAGAAAUGGUUUGUUGAGAACAAGAGGUACCACGGUAAUCAUGGCUACACAUAACGCGCAAUGGUUUCCCCAUGCCGAUAGACUCAUUGUACUGAGCGAAGGUGGAACACUUGAGAAUUACGGGACAUUUGAAACGCUCAGAGAAUCAGAUGACUAUAUUCGCAGUCUUCAGUUUCGAAAUAGCUCCGACGAGGAAAGUGAGGACGAAAACGACAUUCCAACAAAAGCCGAGUCACUUGAAGAAACCAAAGAAGUACCCGACUUGGAGACCCACGAGAAACUUCAGUUGAUGCCUAGCAACAAGGAGGCUUCUGCCACAGCAGAGGAAAAGCAGAGGGGCAAAGUCAACAGCUCUUUGCCUUACUAUCUGCGCUCGCUCAUGAGUACUACCUUUAUCGUAUUCUGUUCUCUGAUUGUCUUUCAAACAGCAUGUCGCAUCAUUCAACCACUAUGGCUCAACUUUUGGACUGCCGCCAAUGCCAGAAACCCUAGAGAGGAUCCAGCGAAGUGGAUCGGUAUAUACGUUCUGCUCUGUGUAUUGAACAUUGCGGGAAUGAUGACUCAAUUUGCACUCUUCUUGCUUCGCAUUAUUCCCAGGUCUGCUAAACAGCUGCACUGGGCGAUACUCGAGGUUACAAUGCAUGCGCCCAUGUCAUACUUUGUCUCGACCGACGUUGGACAGCUGGUCAAUAGGUUCAGUCAGGACAUGACGCUCGUUGACUUUCCCCUGCCAAUCGCCAUGAUGCAGACUUCUGAAAUGUUUGUGGCGGCUGUUGGCGAAAUCAUAUUGACUUGCGUUUCCUCGGGCUACCUUGCUGUCGUUGUACCAUUUCUCGGCGUGAUACUGUUCUUCAUACAGAAAUUCUAUCUCAGAACAUUACGGCAGCUUCGUCUGCUGGACCUCGAGACCAAGUCGCCAGUCUACUCUUUUUUCAUCUCAUCCUUUGCCGGACUCACCACGAUUCGAGCGUUUUCAUGGUCUGAAAAGUCGUAUAAUGAGCACAUUCAGCACCUGGACACGUCGCAGCGCCCCUUCUAUCUCCUUUAUUGUGUUCAGAGAUGGCUUACGAUGGUGCUCGAGCUGACCGUUGCCGGCUUGGGGGUAUUGCUGGUGGGACUCUCCGUCGGUCUCAGGGAUAGAGUCGAGCCUGGACUCUUGGGCGUUGCAUUGACAAAUUUGAGCAGCUUCGGAAUGACAAUGUCGCAAGUCAUCAUUUUUUGGACAGAGUUGGAAACAUCACUAGGCGCAAUUACUCGUAUUAGAGAGUACACGGAAGAGACUGCACGAGAAAAAGAAGGCACAGACGAGCCACCUCCACAAUGGCCCAGUCAAGGUGCCAUAUCCAUUUCUCAGCUCAGCGCCAAAUUUGGCGAACAUACCGUCCUGGAUGGGAUUGAUCUGGAUAUUAAUCCUGGUGAAAAGGUCGCAAUAUGUGGACGCACUGGAAGUGGCAAGUCGACACUACUCGCCCUCUUGCUCCGCUUGUACGAGCCGAUGGGAGGCACCAUGACCAUCGAUGGUAUCGAAACGUCCACGCUGGAAAUUGACACACUACGCGAGAGACUCGUGACCCUGCCUCAGGAUCCAUUGCUGCUCUCGGGAACGGUGCGCUAUAACCUAGAUCCGGCAUCUGGCGUGGAAGAUGAUGAACUCCUGGCUGCCUUGGAAAAGACUGGGCUGCUCUCGGUUAUACAGGACAAAGGGGGCCUUGACGCCGACUUUAAUGCCGACUGGCUGAGCGCCGGACAAAAGCAGUUGUUUUGUUUAGCGAGGUCCAUGCUGAGGCAAAGCCGCGUGUUGCUGCUUGACGAGGCGACGAGCAGCCUGGAUCACCAAACGGACGAAGUCAUUCAAGGCCUGUUGAGAAAGGAGUUUGCGAACUGGACAACGAUUGUGGUUGCGCACCGCUUGAGGACAGUGGCAGACUUUGACAAGAUCGUUGUGCUCAAGGACGGCAAGGUGGCCGAAGUGGGAUCUCCAACUGCAUUACUGGAAAAUGGGGGCUUGUUCAAGACGUUGUGGGAUCUACAAGAGUCAUAG
Pestalotiopsis fici W106-1 is the source of this 4326-nucleotide messenger RNA. RefSeq lists its product as uncharacterized. Gene Ontology annotation, molecular function: ATP binding; ATP hydrolysis activity; ABC-type transporter activity. The record is from RefSeq and is a predicted model, not a curated record. Gene Ontology annotation, cellular component: membrane. Lineage: Eukaryota; Fungi; Ascomycota; Sordariomycetes; Amphisphaeriales; Sporocadaceae. The coding region runs from base 1 to 4326 and encodes 1441 amino acids. Gene Ontology annotation, biological process: transmembrane transport. The transcript is spliced from 14 exons.